AUGCAAUUCUUUUCAUUUUUAGCAAUCAGUUUUACAAGUACAUUCCUUUAUGGGGUGUAUGGUUACACGACAUCUGACAUAACAUCUUGGUGUAGCCAGACACCGCACCCACAACUAUGUGAGCAUUCUUUGAUCACCACCAAGUCAAAUUAUAGCCCCAUAAAACAAAAGCCAGACUUUGUUAAAGCUUUAUUGAAAGUCACUUUAGAGCGUGCGGAGCACGCAGGUUCCCACACUCUAACGCUUGGCCCAAAAUGUCGUAACGAGCGUGAGAAGGCUGCAUGGGCAGAUUGCUUAGAGCUUUAUGAAAAAACAAUCCUAACGAUCAACAUGACAAUUGAUCCUAACCAAAAAUGUAGCCAGGCCGACAUACAGACCUGGCUCAGCACUGCCUUGACAAAUCUAGAGACUUGCAAGGCAGGAUUUGAGGACCUAGGUGUCACCAAUCACAUGUUACCAUUGAUGAACAAUAAUAAUGUGUCAUCUUUGAUUAGCAAUACAUUAGCAAUGAACAAAGGAGGGGAUUCGUCGUAUAGUGCAGCAUCAAGUUCUCAAAAAUCAGGCUUCCCUAAAUGGGUGAAACCAGGUGAUAGGAAGCUAUUGCAAACACCAACUAUUAAAGCCAAUGUGGUAGUGGAUAAAGAUGGAUCCGGUGACUAUAAAUCGAUUGGUGACGCCAUAGAAGCGGCCUCAAAGAGGUCAGGGAGCGGGCGGUAUGUAAUCCGAGUGAAGGCUGGUACAUAUAAGGAGAAUAUAGAAAUAAGUAAAAAACUAAAAAACAUAAUGUUACUUGGAGAUGGUAUUGGGGAAACUAUCAUAACCGCCAGCAAAAGUGUUCGAGGAGGUAGCACCACCUUCAAAUCAGCCACUCUUGUGGUGGACGGAGAUGGAUUUAUUGGCAAAGGGAUGACCAUUAGGAACACAGCUGGACCACAAAACGGUCAAGCUGUGGCGGUCCGCUGUAGUGCUGAUCUUUCGGUGUUCUACCAGUGCAGCUUUGAAGGGUACCAAGACACGCUAUACGUCCACACAGACAGGCAGUUCUAUCGCCAAUGUGACAUCUAUGGCACAGUCGAUUUCAUUUUUGGCAACGCAGCCGUGGUUCUCCAAAACUGCAACAUUUACGCACGUAAGCCCCCGAACAAGAUCAACACAAUUACAGCACAAAGCCGGAGUGAUAAAAACCAAAACACGGGGAUUUCAAUCCAUAACAGCCGUGUGACAACCGCCUCUGAGCUAAGAGGUGCCAAGGGAGUUGAAACUUACCUUGGGAGACCAUGGAAACAAUACUCUAGGACGGUUUUCAUGAAAACGAACCUUGAUAGCUUGAUCAAUCCAAAGGGAUGGACGAAAUGGAGUGAUGAGUCGGCACUUAGUACCCUGUAUUAUGGCGAGUAUAUGAACACCGGGCCUGGUUCAUCUACAUCGAAACGGGUGGAUUGGAAAGGUUACCAUAAGAUCACUAGUAGUAGUGAGGCGUCCAAGUUUACCGUCGGUAAUUUCAUUGCUGGUGGUUCUUGGUUACCGGCAACCAAUGUGCCAUAUACUUCUGGUCUCUAAUUGAUCAAUUAAUUCAUUGUUAAUAUAUCUUGUAAUUGUAAUUCACUUUUAUGCUUUUUCUUUAAUUUUGUUGUCAUGCAAAUUUCUGGAAAUA
This is a messenger RNA of Erigeron canadensis, 1654 nucleotides long. RefSeq names its product pectinesterase 2-like. Lineage: Eukaryota; Viridiplantae; Streptophyta; Magnoliopsida; Asterales; Asteraceae. The transcript has 2 exons. Gene Ontology annotation, molecular function: pectinesterase activity; pectinesterase inhibitor activity. Gene Ontology annotation, biological process: cell wall modification. The record is from RefSeq and is a predicted model, not a curated record. The coding region runs from base 1 to 1560 and encodes 519 amino acids.